Gallus gallus (chicken) is the source of this 1360-nucleotide messenger RNA. It is a transcript of the gene SLC30A8, whose product is annotated as solute carrier family 30 member 8. The transcript has 8 exons. Gene Ontology annotation, molecular function: zinc ion transmembrane transporter activity. Gene Ontology annotation, cellular component: plasma membrane. Lineage: Eukaryota; Metazoa; Chordata; Aves; Galliformes; Phasianidae. Gene Ontology annotation, biological process: response to glucose; response to zinc ion; insulin secretion. The record is from RefSeq and is a predicted model, not a curated record. Bases 279 to 1235 code for a protein of 318 amino acids.
CCUGUUUCAAUACCUCACCUCUCUUUCUGAGAAGAAAUUUUUCCUAAUAUCCAACUCAACAUCCAACUUCUCACCAUUCUCCAAGAAGAAUAUUAACCACAGUUGUAACAGAAUCUGAAGCUGAGCACUGAGAACUUCCUGCCUUGUUCAAAAGAUGUCUGGUGAGCUGGCAUCAGAAGAAUUUCAAUGAAGAAAGGCAGCAGCAGGAAGGAGAAAAUGCUGAAGCUAAUCAAGCAUAUCACUGUCAUGGCUACUCACAGGCCUAUGAGGACAGGAAAAUGGAGCAGCACCAAGCACGGAGGAAGCUCUACACAGCAUCAGUAAUUUGCAUCAUCUUCAUGGUUGCUGAGAUUACAGGUGGGCAGAUCGCUGGCAGCCUGGCGGUGGUCACCGAUGCAGCGCACAUCCUGGUGGACCUCACAAGCUUCCUCAUCAGUCUCUUCUCGCUGUGGCUGACCUCCAAGCCUCCUACCAAGCACUUAACUUUUGGGUGGCACCGAGCAGAAAUUCUGGGAGCUUUGAUGUCUAUGAUAAUCAUUUGGAUGGUGACUGGUGUGCUGACGUAUUUGGCUAGCAUGAGGCUGCUACACACUGAUUAUGAUAUUGAUGCUGCAGUGAUGCUCAUCACCUCUGCUUGUGCUGUGUUCGCCAAUAUCCUACUAAGCCUGAUUCUGCACCAGUCUGGACAUGGGCAUAGCCAUGGGGCACAAGCCAGGGAAACCACGCUGGCCCCUCUGGAAAAGCCAGUUCUGAGCAAUGCCAGCCUGCGGGCAGCCUUUGUGCAUGCCAUUGGGGAUUUAUUCCAGAGUGUUAGUGUGCUAAUUAGUGCACUUAUCAUCUUCUUUAAGCCAGAAUACAAAAUAGCUGAUCCAAUCUGCACGUUUGUGUUUUCCAUCUUUGUUUUGGCAACCACCAUCACCAUUUUAAGGGAUAUUUUGAUUGUGUUAAUGGAAGGAACAGAGAAAGGACUUUCUUAUGAUGCAGUGAAAGCAAGAAUUUUAGCAGUUGAGAAAGUGGAGUCUGUUCACAACCUUCAUCUUUGGUCUCUGACAAUGAAUCAAACGAUUCUAUCUGCUCAUGUGGCCACAGCAGACACAGUGGACAGUCAGAAGAUGUUGAAAGACAUCACCCAAGCCCUGUUUGAGCACUACAGCUUCCACUCCAUCACCAUUCAGAUUGAAUCAGGAGGGGAUCAGGAACAAAACUGUGUCUUCUGUCAGGAGCCGAGGGAUUAAAGGAGGCAUUAUGUUAUGCAAAAUAAUGACCACUCUUACAGGUCAAUGGAGACUAUAUGUGCUGGUUAUUUGUAAUUGAUUAAUAAUAAAUUGUAAUUAACUGAACUAAAAAGCCCUGCCACUGA